GGAGUGAGAGUGUCAGUCCCAGUACAGAACCAGUUGAGUGAGGACAUGAUGACUGUACAGCUGAUGUCAGUGCUACCACCAUUGCCAUAUGUGUCUGUGGUCAACAAGUGUUUGUGUUAGAAGUGAACUGCCACCUUCCUUGCCGACUCAUACUCCACUCCAUACUCGCACACCUACCUACUCUGGUGCCUCCUAUACCCACUAUCCGUAAAUGAGUGGUGGAAUGGAAAUGUCAGAGAAAGUACUACACAGAGAGGGCAGCCUCUGCUCUCCUGACCCUCACCAGCAACUACUGACAGCUUUCCAGGACAGAGACCUCAGUACCUUUCAGAACAUCCUGAACCAGGGAAUCCGGGACUCUUAUAUUGACCCUAAUUACUGGUUUGAGGACCCUCACUAUGGCACGCUACUCGACCUUGCUUGCCGUUCAUCCAACAACAGCCAAUACGUAAAUACACUUCUACAAGCUGGUGCAGACCCCAACAAGAUAAAUCGUGUUCGAAAAAAGUCUCCUCUACAUUUUACAAUAGAUGCUAAGGAUAUUCAGUCAUUUGAACUAAUUUUAAAUGAUCCCAGAACAAACCCAAACAUCCUCGACAACAAGGGAAACCCACCGAUACAUUCAGCAGCUGAAUUACCAGACAGUGAAUUUCUUGUCAAACUCCUCAACCAUCCUAAAAUAAAUGUCAAUCUGGUUAACAAGAAGGGUCAAACAGCUCUACAUAUUGCGGCCCAGCAAGAGAAUGAAGAAGCAGCUUUGUUGUUGAUCAUGGCAGGAAUUGAUUUAGACAGUGUAAAAAAUGUUGCUGGUAAAACAGGUCGCGAUUUGAUACUGACGAACCUUCCAGAACUAGAGAAGAAGCUACCAACAGGGAACAUUUCAAAGAUGGAAAAUGGAAGUCCCAAUGAUCUUUUCAAUAUGUUACAUAGGCGAGAUACAGAAACUUUCCUUGCUGCUGUUCGUGUACAAGACAAAUCCUUUUUGGACAACCAUGAUGGGUCCCACACCUAUUUACAAUACGCUUGUGACUUUGGGCUGAACAAGAUUGUUGAGACUUUGCUUCGCGAAGGAGCAAACCCCAAUGCGACAAACCCUUCUAAAAUUUCUACUCCUCUAAUGUUGGCAGGCUACAGAGGUUAUGUUCAUAUUAUCCGCCUUUUCAUCAAUAAUGACAACACUCACUACUCACCAGUUGAUGGUGAAAAUGUUCUCCAUUCAAUCAUUCAUGGAAUAACUGAUGAUCAACUGCCUCUUGGAGCAAGUAAAGAAAAUCGAGAUCAUUUCAAAUGCUUGGAGCUGCUUCUGAAAGAUGUACCACGAUCGAAACUAGAUAUAAACUGUGGAGAUGUAAAAGGGAAUACACCUCUUCACUACGCAGCUAAACAUGGAGACCCCAAUGUAAUUUUGUUGCUACUGCGACAUGGAGCUUACGUAGGCCAAAGAAACGUUCUUGGUCAACCUGCUUUUGCUGAUAUAAAUCCAAGAAUACUAGAAAAUUACUUUGAUGAAUGUCUUACAACAAAUGACAAACUACCAAGAGAAGAUAAUUUUGAAAUAGUGUUUAAAUAUAACUUUUUGGCUCCUCCAAAAGUACCCAUGAAAAGCUUGACUUCUUCACAAGUGACACUACAACUUGAAUCCGGCCAAUCAGAUAUUGUGACAUCAGAAAACAUGCUUGAAUCUGAUCCUCUCCUGUACAUGAGUCGCUCAUCUGAUUUCCGUCCCCUUCUUAAGCAUCCAAUUUUAACUAGUUUUAUAUAUCUUAAAUGGCACAGAAUCCAGAGGUAUUUCUUUUUCAAUCUUACAUUCUAUGUUAUAUUUUGGGCGUUACUGACAUGGUAUAUUCUUGGAAUAUAUGGAGCACAGAAAACACCACCUGAGAAUGAUAUGAAGACAAAUAUUAGUAGAGUAAGGCGAAGUUUUAUGGAUGACGAAUCAUCUCAAAAUAGUCUGGCUGAACCAUUGAGAGUUUUGGUGACAGUAUUUCUCAUAAUUCUGAUUGCUAGGGAGAUAUUUCAGUUGGCAAUUUCACCAAUCAAAUACAUCUGCAAUCCAGAGAACUGGCUAGAGAUAGCACUUAUCGGAGCCACCAUAUCAAUUUUGUUUGGCAGCACGACAGCUCAACAACAGAUCUCAGCAGUAGCUAUUCUUCUAUCCUGGGCAGAAUUGAUUUUGCUAAUUGGACGACAUCCAGCUAAUUCCACAAACAUAGAAAUGUUAAAGACAGUCUCCUGGAAUUUUUUGAAAUUUCUAGCUUGGUAUUCAAUUUUGAUCAUAGCGUUUGCUCUCAGUUUCUAUACCCUUUUCCGUGACUCAGAAGACAGUGAAGACAAUUUUUUUUUGGACCCUGCAAUGUCUAUAUUCAAAACUGUUGUUAUGCUAACUGGAGAAUUCGAUGCUGGAUCUAUCCCAUUUGUUGCCCACCCUGGAGUAAGCCACAUUCUUUUCGUAAUAUUUGUGUUUCUAAUUGCUAUCGUAUUGUUCAAUCUCCUCAAUGGUCUCGCAGUGAGUGACACUCAGGCCAUCAGAGCCGAUGCAGAAUUAGUUGGUUACGUGUCCCAAGUGAAAUUGGUUUCUUAUAUAGAAACUAUGGCACACGGAGAUCCUACUCCUUUCAAGGAUUUGAUUGCCAAGUUGAAGAAUCUUUGCUGCUUCGUACCAGAAAUAAACUGCUGCUCAACUCAGUUUGGCUGUUUGAGAAUGUUCUCCAGAAAAAUUGCUUUAUUCUCUGAUUUGUCACCUGAUUAUGAAAUACGAGUUUUGCCAAAUCAAGAGAACAGGGUUGAGGCUUUUAGCAAUGGGCACAGGCGCAAACGUCGAGAAAUGCAGGAAGAUGACACCACUUGUGUAGAAAGAUGUUCGAUCAUUAGUAUGGACCCGACAAUUGUAAAAGCUGCCAGGGAGAUCCUCAGCCGUAGAUCUGAGGAUGACAUCUACCGCAUGCACAACAAGAGUGAAAAUGAACGAGACAGGCUGUUUGUGGAGUAUGGCAGACGACUAGAUCGGUACAGGGACCAGCUAGAGGUGGUCAUGAAGACCUCAGAAAAAACCCAGAUAAUGAUGCAACAACUUCUUGAUUUGAUGGUAAAGAAGAACAAAGGGCCUAUAGGAUGGUCCGAAGAGAUCGGUUAAUCUCUGGGUACCUGAAUGACUGAAUGUAAAUAAUAAAUUUAAUGCUUAUCAAAUAUUAAUUGUAUUUAAUUAAUCUUUUAUUAAUGUAAUAGAAACAAUAUAUCACAAAACUUUAAUAACCUAGAAAGACUAAACAUUCCCUCAAAGUUUAGAAAAUAAUGGAAAAACAAUCAACACGUUAACCCUAUAACGAUAUCAUAAAAUAUUGCAUUUCUUGCCUGUAUCUAAUGUGUAAAAAUUAUAAACCAGUUGAUACUUUUUGCAGUUGUAUGUUAGAUCAUGGGAAUUUAAUGAUUGAGUGUACUCCACUUAAAUAUUAAAAUACAUUUUUGAAGAAAAACUGAAAAGAUUACAAAAAUUGGUGGUUGAAUGAAUUUUAAAUUAUUGGGAUUGUAAAUAAUUAUAAGAUCACCAAACAAAUAUCAAUACAAUCAUAAACUAAGUUGUCUAAGUUGGUAAAACCCUGUCUACUAGAUAAGUGCAAUUAAAGAAAAAAUGUUUCAACACCUAUGUGGAGAAAAUUAACUCUUUUACAAAAUACAAAAUAGAAUUUUGAAAUAAAAUUUGUUAAAAACAACAAGGAGUUUAAAUAUUCCUAAAUUUAACAACUAUGAUUAAGUGUGGUUUCAUAGUUAGUGAUAUUUACUACAUUACAUUUAUAAAAUUAGAGUUACACAUUUAUAAUAUAUGUAAAAGUAUAUGUAUUUAUUAUAUAAUUCACGAGUAAGUGGAAGUUUGUAACAAUGUUUGUUAAACAUUGAGUUUACACUUUAGAUUAAUGUUUCCUAUCAUAGUUAUAUUAAUAGUAACUAAGUUACAUGCUUUUGUACGUGCCUUGAUAACAAUGAUUUUUAUAAAUUUGUUUUACAGCUGUGUAAAUAAAACUUUAUAAAACAGUCA
This is a messenger RNA of Homalodisca vitripennis (glassy-winged sharpshooter), 4033 nucleotides long. RefSeq names its product transient receptor potential cation channel protein painless (gene pain). Gene Ontology annotation, biological process: monoatomic ion transport; transmembrane transport. Lineage: Eukaryota; Metazoa; Arthropoda; Insecta; Hemiptera; Cicadellidae. The coding region runs from base 212 to 3133 and encodes 973 amino acids. The transcript is spliced from 2 exons. The record is from RefSeq and is a predicted model, not a curated record. Gene Ontology annotation, cellular component: membrane. Gene Ontology annotation, molecular function: monoatomic ion channel activity; protein binding.